AUAAAAUAGAAAUUGUCAUUUGACCGGUUUCCCUUCAUCACGCUGUUCCUGUGUUGUACGGUACAACCCUGGUUUACCCACCAUGGGCCCCACCAUACCCUUCCUCACCCCCUCUGUUCCACCAUUAAUGUGCUCUCAAUAUGUUCUCUUCGUAGAGUAUUAAACAAACGAUUCAUUUUUAGCAUAAUUCGGUAGAGCUGCUGCGAUUGAGAUUGUGCUUGCAGAAGCCUUGAAAGGCGAAAUUAAACACACCAAUUAAUGGCUGCUUGUGGAUUUUAUCGUCAUGGGUUUCUGAAUUGAAAUCUGGAUAUCGCCUCUGCACAUUUUCCCAGAUUUUUUUUGGCCCCCAUUUAUUGCAGCAGCUCGAUUCUCAUUUUCUCCGCUUAAAAUCUAGCAGCUGUUGUCUGGAGGACACAUACACUCUGCUAUGGCAAGUGCAGCGGCGAUGGUGAUUGUACCGUUGGGCGUGCUGUUCUUUAUAUCUGGACUCGUCGUUAAUUUUAUCCAGGCCGUGUGUUUUCUGCUGAUAAGGCCGUUUUCAAAGAGCACAUAUAGGAGGAUAAACAGGGAGGUGACCGAACUUUUGUGGCUGGAGCUCGUGUGGCUUGUCGAUUGGUGGGCUGGUGUGAAGAUUGAAUUGUUUGGUGACUCUGAAGCCUUUAAAUUAAUGGGUAAAGAACAUGCACUUGUCAUAUGUAACCACAAAAGUGACAUUGAUUGGCUCGUCGGAUGGAUUUUGGCUCAGAGAUCGGGUUGCCUUGGUAGCUCGUUAGCUGUUAUGAAGAAAUCAUCAAAAUUUCUUCCUGUGAUUGGAUGGUCCAUGUGGUUUUCUGAAUAUCUCUUUCUCGAAAGAAACUGGGCAAAAGAUGAAAGCACCUUGAAGUCAGGACUUCAACGGCUAAGGGAUUUCCCUCGACCAUUUUGGCUGGCGCUUUUCGUCGAGGGUACUCGUUUUACGCAGGCAAAACUUUUAGCUGCUCAGGAAUAUGCAUCCUCAACGGGGUUACCUGUUCCAAGGAAUGUUUUGAUUCCUCGUACUAAGGGUUUUGUUACUGCAGUAAGUCAAAUGCGCCCAUUUGUUCCUGCUGUGUAUGAUUUUACCAUUGCUAUUCCCAAAACGUCUCCUGCGCCUACCAUACUACGGAUCUUUAAUGGCCAAUCUUCUGUGGUGCAUAUCCACCUUAAGAGACACUUAAUGAAGGAUUUGCCGGAAUCAGAUGAUGCAGUUGCUAAGUGGUGUAAGGAUGCGUUUGUUGCCAAGGACAAAUUAUUAGACAAGCACAAUGCUGAGAAUUCUUUUGGCGAGGAACGGCAGAACACUGGUCGGCCUGUGAAGUCCCUUCUGGUUGUAUGUUCUUGGGCAAUUCUGCUGGUUUUGGCUGUGAUGAAAGUUAUCCAGCAUUUCUCGAUUUUCUCCUCGUGGAAAGGGGUCGCCUUUUCAGCCAUUGUUUUGGUAGUCGUCACUUUCCUCAUGCAAAUCUUGAUUCAAUUCUCGCAGUCCGAGCGUUCGACUCCAGCCAAGGUGGCGCCUUCGAAACCUAGGAAUGGUGUGGGCCCACCUGAGACCGCGCAAGAUCAACAGCAGUAGGUCGCGAACUGUAUUCUUAGGUAACAGCAAUGGGAAUCAGUUGGCUUUGUUUGUCCGUUCGUAUCAGUUCAAUUUUUGGUUGAUGCUAUUUGAGUAUCGUUGUUAGUGACCUGUGAUGUUCGUUUGUAUCGGGACUUUACGGACAAUGAUGUAUGCAAUUCCCUUGUAUUGAGAAAGAAUUGGACUGUCGAUUCGGGGUGUCGAUUGGAUAUAGUUUCAUUGGUAUUUUUUAUUUUUUUUUUUUGGCCCGAGAAAUGUUUUCUGAUGGUAGGAUAUAGCUUCAUUGGUAUUUUUUAUUUUUUACGGACUGUCGAGUGGAUGUUUUUGAAUCCUUCAACACCAGUCGGUUGGACUGGUAGGAUCGAUUUUCUAAAUAAAUUUUGUUAUAUUUAAAAUUAUUUUAAAUAAAAUUACAUAUUUAAAUAAAAUAGAGAUUUAUAAAUUAUUUAUCAAUUAGUUUAAACAUUUGAAUUUAUAAAUUGUUUAGAUAUCUAAGUAACACAUUUUAUUUAAAUUUAUUACAAAAAGUACUAUAUAUAUAUAUAUUAAAAUGUUUAUAAAUUAAAAUAUAAACAAA
Messenger RNA from Striga asiatica, 2165 nucleotides. NCBI's taxonomy places the organism in Eukaryota, Viridiplantae, Streptophyta, Magnoliopsida, Lamiales, Orobanchaceae. The record is from the annotation of a GenBank genome assembly.